AUGGGCAUCCAACCACCGGCGAAUCCACCAGGUGGACAAUGGGAACCAAUUUCAACUGCUGGGCCUUCUGGACUGGAUGUAAUUAAAACGCAAGAAUUAGAAAAGUUUAUGGAGUCUCGUGGAUUAUACGAGUCUCCGGCGGAAGCCUUGAAACGGGCUGAGGUCCUGGGGAGAUUGGACCAGGUUGUGAACAUCUGGGUGAAAAAAGUCACCGAAAAUAAAGGGUACAACGAGCAGAUGGUUGAAGAAGCUAGAGCCAUGAUCUUCACGUUCGGCUCGUAUCGCUUGGGUGUGAAUGGUCCCGGAGCUGAUAUUGACACCCUCUGUGUUGGGCCGAGGCAUGUUAAUAGGGAGGAAGAUUUUUUUGGUGAACUUCAUAGGAUGCUCGGUGAGAUGCCUGAAGUAGAAGAUUUGCAUUCCGUUCCUGCUGCUAAUGUUCCUAUUAUGAAGUUCAAGUUUGAUGGGAUUUCUAUUGACCUACUCUACGCGAAAUUAGCCGUUUGGGUUAUUCCCGAAGAGUUGGAUCUUUCUGUAGAUUCGGUGCUGCAAGACUUGGACGAGAAGAGCGUCCUUAGUCUUAAUGGUUGCAGGGUUACCGAUGCGAUACUAAGACUAGUCCCUCAUGUUCCAAAUUUUCAGACGACCUUAAGGUGUAUACGUUAUUGGGCAAAAAUCAGGGGAAUUUAUUCGAACAUGGCAGGGUUUCUUGGCGGGAUAAAUUGCGCAAUUCUCGUUGCUCGGGUUUGCCAAUUAUAUCCUAAUGCAGUGGCCAGUUUCUUGGUUUCUAGAUUUUUCAAGGUGUAUAGCCAGUGGAAAUGGCCUAAUCCGGUCAUGCUAUGUCCCAACGAAGAAAGAUAUCUGGGCCUUCCUUUUUGGGAUCCAAGGAGAAAUGUUAGAGAUGGCAGAGAUUUAAUGCCAAUAAUAACACCUGCGUAUCCCUACUCAAACACCAGUUAUAAUGUGUCAUUGAGUACACAGUGUGUUAUGAAAGAAGAAGUUGAAAGAGGAAGGAAUAUAUGUGAGGCAGUUGAAGGCAGCAAAACAGAUUUGAUUAGCCUAUUUUACCCUUUUCAUUUCUUUUCGGCUUAUAAAAAUUAUCUACAGAUCGACAUUACCGCCAGAAAUCAUGACGACUUCAUGAGUUGGAAAGGACGGGUCGACUCUCGGCUUCGUUUGCUGACUAUGAAGGUUGAUAGGGACACACAUGGGCAGCUACAGUGCCACCCACAUCCCGAUGGCUUUUUGGACAAAUCCAAACAAUUUCGUUGUUGUUACUUUGUGGGGUUGAAGCGGAAACAUGUUGUUCGUGAUCAGAAAGGUGAACCAUUUGAUAUAAGGUCAACUAUUGAAGAAUUUAAGAAUUGUGUGGGGAUGUACACGUCUGUAAAACCUGGGAUGUUGAUCGGUGUAUCUCACAAAAAACGCAGUGACAUUCCUCUAUUUGUCUUUCCUGGUGGAAUUCGGCCUGCUCGUUCUACAGGAGUAGGCAGAGUGUGUGGUGGGGCUGCUGAAAAGCCUAGAAAUUUCAGUCCUCUUCAAGCGGUUGAAGGUGUUGUUGGAAGGAAAAGAAAAGCAGAUGAAUCUGAUACCAACAAUAAAUUUAGAAAAUGUGAUUAUGUGGCAACGAGCAGGAGUGAAGCUUUAGCAGCAGGGCAAACUAAAGCAAGUGUCCAACCCUCGGAAUACUCAUUAACGGCUUUACAGGAGCAAGUGAUCAGAAAUUGCUCUAGUUUAUUCAAUAAUGGUGGUGAAGAGGACCUUAAUGCUGCACCAUUCUCCACACCAGCUUCGACAUCUGCUAUCCCACAAAAGCCAGUUAUCAAGUUCAAUUUCACAUCUUUGAGGUACAUGAUGAUGGUUGAUUGUAGAAAAGAUGGUCAGACCUUGGAAAGCUCUUCAUUCGUGGGAUUUCUUGGGACAUGUCCAGAUGAAGAACGUCUUAAAGAUUAUGUUAGGAAAUAUGGGGAAGUGGUCGAGGCAGUUUACAAUCAGAAGAUUGAGUUUGCAGCAAUUGGAUUAAUGAAUAUGUAUAACUCUGGUGGAUAUCUUUAUGAUGCAAUUGACUUAUUUAGCGACUCUUCCAGUUGUGAAAUACACGUGAAGGGUGAGAAAAUGGUGGAAAAGUUAGUUUAUGCAAGAGAUGCAGAAGAAUUGCCUAGAGAUCAACCACUUUCAUCACCUCCGUUGUUGCAGAGACGCAAAGAACCUGAACCGCCACCGCCGCCUCCUAGUGGGCCCAAUGGGCCGAUCCCUUAA
Molecule: messenger RNA, 2256 nt
Organism: Corylus avellana
Lineage: Eukaryota; Viridiplantae; Streptophyta; Magnoliopsida; Fagales; Betulaceae
Source: RefSeq, a predicted model, not a curated record